Messenger RNA from Glycine soja, 3244 nucleotides. Its product is annotated as serine/threonine protein phosphatase 2A 57 kDa regulatory subunit B' kappa isoform-like. Lineage: Eukaryota; Viridiplantae; Streptophyta; Magnoliopsida; Fabales; Fabaceae. The transcript has 3 exons. The coding region runs from base 1475 to 3019 and encodes 514 amino acids. Gene Ontology annotation, cellular component: protein phosphatase type 2A complex. Gene Ontology annotation, biological process: signal transduction. Gene Ontology annotation, molecular function: protein phosphatase regulator activity. The record is from RefSeq and is a predicted model, not a curated record.
AAGUUGGGUUGGGUGGUGAUUGGAGCGUUGUUGGUACCUGCGGUUGUGUUGCGAGUUACAAGUUACAACAUUUAACUUAACAAAACAUGUGGCGUCGUUAUUUCUCUUGAAUCGAGGAAAGUAGAAGUAGAAGGCAGGAGGGAGCAAUUUCUGAGCACAGUGCCAUUCAUGGAGGGAUCCAUCUUGAUGCGUCAAAAUGCUCCCUCUCCAUCCAUUUUCCAAAUCUAGCAUUCUUCUUUGGAUCAAAAUCAAACACCAUUUUUCUCUCUUCACUCUUCACUCUCACCUCUGUCCCUAUUCUUCUUUUUUUCUCUCUCUUCCCAUUUCUUUCACCUAUGUGACUUGCUCCAUCUUUAUGCAAACCGUUAAAGUUAAACUUGUUCUCUGACUACUUCUCUUCUCUCUCCCUCUCUUUCUCUUGAGUGGGUUUGCUUCUGUCUCACAGAAAAAUUAUCAGGUACAAGGUCUUUAUUGGUUCCUCAAGUGGUUGUGAUUCUCAUAUCUCUUCUUCUAUUUUCAGACCCAGAUCUCCGUUUUACCCACCCACUAUUGCUGCUUCUGUAAAGUCUUUAAUUUUGGUAUUGAUCGUAGCCUUGUCAAUUUCUUGCUUUAAAAGGGUCAUUUACAUUUUUCUUUAUUUUUUUUUUUUGUAUUUUGUCUUUCCCCUUUUCUCUUGUUGUUUGAUUCCAAAAUUUGUUAAGAUGAACUUGUUCUAGCUUCUUGUUGUUCUGCUAGUGCUUCAGGGAAUGGCUAGUUUUGUAUUCUACAACAGCUUUGGGUGUUUAAUUGUUGUUAUUAGUUGAAAAAUUACUGAGAUUCAUCUUAAUGUGCUGAAUUCUAUAAUAUCUCUUGGCACAAAUUCAUAAACAAUUGUUAGAUCUGGCUUGAAUAUACUGCUAACUGCUCUUGGAAGAUACCAAAUACCAUGUUUCACAAACGUAUGUCUUGACUCUUGACUAUCCUCAAUUCCUUUGCCACAUCCCCUUCUCCAACGAGUAGUGUUUCUCUCUUGAUCUUCUCUCUCUCUGUGCUUAUAUCCCAUUUAUUUGCAUCACUCUUCGGAUUAUCAACCUUCUCGGGCAUAUUCAUUGUUAGUCUUCAUCCCUGGUCUAAUAUUCUUUCUUGCACAGGAUUUGGUCAUUGUUUUUUAGUUCUUACCUUUUGAUGCUCUAGUAUAGUCUCUAAGUUGGUCUUAGUUACACUUUGUAAGUCUCGUACAAAUGCCUUGUUUUCCAUUUUUGCUAUGUUGUUAAAUGAUUACUUAACUUGAGAGCUGAUUUUGUGGUUACAUGGCAAAACAAUUUAAAUAAUUUUAUGUUUUCCAUUUUUGCUAUGUUGUUGAAUGAUUACAUUAACUGGAACUGAAUUUAUGGUUACAUGGCAAAUCAACUUAAAUGAAUUCCUAGGCUUUGAGCUUGUAUUUGAGUGGUAAUUUGCUUGCAGCCUUUCAGGUGUUCUUGGCUAGAUUGCCACCAUGAUAAAGCAAAUUCUUAGCAAAUUGCCAAAGAAGGUGCCAAAAUCUGACUCAUCAGAUUCUGCAAGGAGUGAUUCUAGCAAUACCACUACUUUUGGGAAUGUUUUUCAGUGUACAAAUGUUGGAAGUACCAUUUCAAGCAAAUUAAAUGUUGUGAAGCGGGUAUCAUCCGUUGUUUUCCCAGCAAGCAUGAGUGCUGGAGUGGAAGCAGUUGACCCUUGUCUGUCCUUCAAAGAUGUUUCAAAUACACAGAAGCAAAGCCUGUUCAUUAGUAAGUUGAAUCUUUGCUGCAAAGUUUAUGACAUGAGUGAUCCUGAUAAGAACACCACAGAGCAAGAUCUCAAACGAAAAACGUUGUUGGAGCUUGUUGAUUAUGUUUCUUCUGGAUCUGUUAAGUUCACAGAACCAGCAAUCGCCGCAUUGUGUAAAAUGUGUGCAACUAAUUUGUUCAGGGCUUUCCCACCAAAGUUUCGAACAAGUACUACUGGUGGGGAAACAGAAGAUGAAGAACCUAUAUUUGAUCCUGCCUGGUCUCACCUACAAGUUGUUUAUGAUCUACUCCUUCAGUUCAUCAAUUAUAACUCUCUUGAUGUGAAGUUGGCAAAAGCACAUAUAGAUCAUGCUUUUAUUCUAAGAUUACUUGACCUUUUUGAUUCAGAGGACCCUAGAGAAAGAGAUUGCUUGAAAACAAUUCUGCACAGAGUCUAUGGGAAAUUCAUGAUUCAUAGGCCUUUCAUACGGAAAUCUGUUAGCAACAUCAUCUACCGGUUUGUUUUCGAGACCGAGCGACAUAAUGGAAUCGCGGAGCUGUUGGAGAUUUUUGGGAGUGUCAUUAGCGGGUUUGCCUUGCCAUUGAAGGAAGAGCACAAGAUAUUUUUGUUGAGGGCUUUGGUUCCUUUGCACAAACCUAAAUCUGUUGGCAUUUAUCAUCAGCAGUUAACAUAUUGUGUUGUACAGUUCAUAGACAAGGACCAAAGACUGGCUAGCUCAGUGAUAAAGGGACUAUUGAAGUACUGGCCAGUGACAAAUAGCCAAAAGGAGCUCAUGUUCAUCAGUGAGUUGGAAGAGAUUUUGGAAAUGACUAGCAUGGCUGAGUUUCAGAAGAUCAUGGUCCCACUGUUCCGACGAAUGGCUUUCUGCCUCAAUAGUUCUCAUUAUCAGGUGGCUGAAAGAGCACAUUUGCUAUGGAACAAUGAGCACAUUCUGAAUCUGAUAACGCAAAACAGACAGGUGAUUCUGCCUCUAGUGUUCUCAGCAAUUGUACAUAAUGGUCAAAGUCAUUGGAACCAAGCAGUGCUGAACCUGACUCAGAACAUAAGGAAGAUGCUGUCUCAGAUGGACGAGGAGCUGGUAGCUGCAUGCCAACGCAGGAUUGAGGAGGAAGAUUCAAGUGCAAGUUCUGCAGCUGAGAGGAGAAGAGUAACAUGGGAAAGGCUAGAAGCUGCUGCUGCUAAUUGUGUCCCAGUUCAAUCUACUACUUCUGUAGGUGGAGCUGGAGAUGUUUUAGUCCCAGUAAAAUCUGCUACAUGCUCAGUGGCAUGCUAAGCUAAUUAAUUGGUUUGAGUAAUGAUGUAAGGUUAAGGUGGUUCUAAUUACUGUUACUAUUACACAAUAGUGGUGUGGUUAUUGAGUUUUUAUUUGUAUACAAAUACUAGCCUCAAAAAGAAAAUGAAAUUGUGGUGACUUGAGGGGUCUUUGUUUGACAAAGAAAGUGUUUUCAAAGUGGUGGUGAGUAGGUGAUAGUGUUAUUUAAUUUAUUUUUGGUUUGAA